This is a messenger RNA of Rhopilema esculentum, 3304 nucleotides long. RefSeq lists its product as uncharacterized. NCBI's taxonomy places the organism in Eukaryota, Metazoa, Cnidaria, Scyphozoa, Rhizostomeae, Rhizostomatidae. The record is from RefSeq and is a predicted model, not a curated record.
AACUGGUACGAUUGAAGCUUAAAACAAGUCAGCACAAAACCAAAAUCAAUCUUUGCUAAACCAAUGGAGAAAUCACAAACAAACCAGGAGAGAUAACACGAAAAUUUAACAUUAAUAACUCGGAAAAAUGUUUUAUUGAUUAGAGAAAUGAUGCAACGAAAGCAAACCUAAAAAGAAUUAUGGAGAUACACAGCAUUGUUGUUGCUUUGAUUUUCUCUCAAGUUGUUCUCGCAGCGUAUGCAAAGGUUAUUAGCGAAUAUAUAGUGCAAGAAGAAAAUGGAGAAAAUUCUGAUUAUCCAAGUUACAAAAGGACUACAAAGAAGGCAUAUUGUGUUUUCUCAAAAGAGUCAAAAGAAAGCAAAUUUAUAGACUUUUUAGAAGAGGUUAAAAAGCGGUAUUACGACCUUCAUCCAUUUCUUAUUGGCACAAUGCCUAACGUUGACCGCGAAACAGUUCGUAAGACAUUUAAACCGUUCGAUGCAAGACCAGAAAAACGCAAAGAAAGGACGGAUGCUGCAGCGGAGCUGUUAAAAAAGCUGAAAACGCUGAAAAUAUCGGAUGCAAAAUUGAAAUCGCGUGAAGCGAGAGCACUAGCAUCAUUAGAGUACUUUUUACAACAUAACUUUGAUUUUCCAUUGGAACAUUACUAUGAAGGAACCUGGAUGCUAGGCCCGGACUAUCUUUGUAAUCACAUUAGCUGUGACGUAGGCACACAUUUACGGACUGUCCUGCGCAGAUUUAAACCAAAGACUGUGAGUGACAUAGAAACAGUGAUCAAAUGGAUCAUGGGAUUUCGUGAAACGUUUGAUCAGCUGAAAGAAAAUUUGAAGCUAGGGGUAGCUGCUGGCAUGGUGCAGCCGCGCGAAGUUUGCCGCGCAAGCAUAGAUGCGCUAGAGCAAGCUUAUCCUGAAUUGUUAGAGAAUGGGCCUAAAGGCAUACUGGAUGAUUUUGUUGGAUGGAUGAUUACACAAGGCAGUUUUUUGACAAUGGUCGAGAAAAGUGCUGAAAAGGAAUGGAAAGAAAAAAACGGCUUAACCAUAAGACAAUCUCUGGAAGAAGCUUUAGUGAAGGGUUUUGGCAAACCGUGGCAAGAAUACAUCGAUUAUUUGAAAGAUGACCACAUGAAGCAUUGCGUCACGAGUGACAUUGCCAGUGGCCUAAGCAUUCUGCCUCUGAGUGAUGUGUACAAUAACGGAAAGAAGGAUGUGAAGUCUACAAUGAAGUUACCAACAGGCGAAAUCAUUGAUGGGAAGAAAAUUUACGAACAACUGAUCCAUUACUACACAACUACCAAUUUGCCUGUCGAGGAGAUAUACCAAAAAGGACAAAAAGUGCUGGAUAUCUUUUACCCCAAGAUGGAGAAAUUAGCACAAGAAAUUUCCAAUGCUUCAGAAAGAGAAACCAGCAUUAAAAAGUUCAAAGAAAUUGCUGCUUCACCAGAAGAAUAUUUCAACGAAGGACCGUUUCCAAAAAAUGAAACUGGCGAUGAGGCCCAAAGCAAAUGUUCAAGUGAAAGAACGGCAAUGAUUUACUGCCCCAAACGAUGGGAGGCCCUGCAAAAAUGGUUCAAGUUCUCUAGAGAUGUGAUGCAAAAGAUCAACAGCAAGUUGCCAAGUCUCUUCUUCCACUCGGGUGAACGCCGGAGUGUGCCAUCGUGUCCCGUCAAACUCGUACCAGACUUCAAUCCGUCUGCUGGGGUACCAAGCUACAUUGAAGGAGACGAAGAUUGUAUCGACCCAGGAAAAUACUUUAUUCCUUUUUUCAAUGAAAAGAGCGGACCAAAACACGAGGACACGACAACGAACGGACAUGAGGCGAGGCCAGGGCACCAUCUUCAGAGCCAAGGUUAUUUGGAAAACUUUGCUGAUCCCUGCGAUGACAUCAUAACCUGGCUGGAUGACAUGAUAAGCCAUAACACGGCUUUUGCAGAAGGAUGGGGGCUGUAUGCAGAGAACCCCCUUUUACCGGAAGACUUGGACUUAUAUAAAGACAAUAAACUAGAAGAGUUUGGAAUGACAAAAUGGCAGCUUUGGAGGGCCCUUCGAGUUAUUGUUGAUAUUGGCCUACAUUACAAAAAUCUGACAAGGGAUGAAGCAUUGGCACUGUUCUCUAAAUAUGCUUGGGAUUCUACAGAUAUGGUGAAGAAGGAGAUAACGCGGUACCAAGGUACGCCAGGUCAAGCAACUUCUUAUUUGGUUGGCCAGCAAGUUAUUAUUGAAGCAAGGAAGAAUCUGGAAGAGAAGCUGGGAGAUAAAUUUGAUAUAAAGAAGUUCCAUUUUCAAAUACUGUCACAAAGUCACGCGACGCUGACUUUUAUUAAGCGUUACAUGGAGCACUAUGCCUCGUGCAAAGGAGGCUCCAACAGAAAUAGCUGCAACCAAGUAAUGAAUAAAAACGACUAUGCUAAUUUUUGUAAACGAGGCAUGGAGAAGACAGAAGGCUCAAAGCUGAACAGAGAGAUUAUAUCAAUGUUACGAAAGAGAAUAUAUUAUUAACAAUAAUUUUUAUUUAUGAAAUGUGUUAUUUUAUAUCACAACUUUCUUAUGAUUAUAAUGUAGCAUAUUUUUCCCUGUUGCCUCCAGAGCAGUUGCCGUUUUUUAGAAUCCACUUACUAGGAACAACAGUUAACAUUGCCACUUCGAUUUUAAGCCUCCAAUUUUCCCUGCGUCUAUUUAGUCUAACACGUUCAACAUUUACGAAUUUAGUUUCAAAUCUGAUGAUAAACUGGUUACUCUUGGCUGACGAUACGUAGGCUCGAGUCAGACAAACUAACCGUAAAUGUUUAGAAAACCCGGUUUUAAAAUUAAUUUCCUCUUUAUUCCCAAAACGGCUAGCAAGAAAUGUUACUGUUUGGAAGUGAGAACAAAAACAUUACCUUAGGCCGCUGCAACAGAAGUUUCUAACCUUCGAUCGAGUGCUUCCACUUUUCAUGUAGAGUAGCGUUAACUCCAAAAAAUUUACUUUCCGUGUUAUUUUGGAAAGAGUUUUUGCCAUUUCUUUCCUUAUCCAUUUCUUCACCCCUUGCAUUUCCAUGCAUCCUGUCAUAUGCACUCAUUUCUCUCGUAUUGUCUAAUCGAAAAUUAUGGCAUGGCAUUGCUGUCGCUUGGUUUGCACCAAUUCAAAAUAAACAAGCAAGGAUAGCAAUACUCUAAGGACGCAAACUAAAUCCCAAAACAACAACAGAUAAGUAAAUCGAAAAAAUUUCACUGUUUAAAACGACCAUACCAAACGCAAAUCUCUAAACAUAUCAUUUCCCAUAGGAACGUGAAUAGUUGAAUUGGAGGCCUUUUGAUAAUUAUCAGUG